This is a messenger RNA of Elephantulus edwardii (Cape elephant shrew), 1119 nucleotides long. RefSeq names its product cathepsin W (gene CTSW). NCBI's taxonomy places the organism in Eukaryota, Metazoa, Chordata, Mammalia, Macroscelidea, Macroscelididae. Bases 1 to 1119 code for a protein of 372 amino acids. Gene Ontology annotation, cellular component: lysosome. The record is from RefSeq and is a predicted model, not a curated record. Gene Ontology annotation, molecular function: cysteine-type endopeptidase activity. The transcript is spliced from 10 exons.
AUGGCACCAGCCCCUCUCCUCUCCUGCCUACUGCUGGCUGGCCUGGCCCACGGCAUCAGGGGGCCCGUCGAGGCCCAGGUCCCAGGCCCCCAGCCAAUGGAGCUGAAAGAGGCCUUCAUGCUGUUCCAGAUCCAGUACAAUCGUAGUUACUCAGACCCAGCAGAAUAUGCCCACCGCCUGGACAUCUUUGCACGAAACCUGGACCGAGCUCAGCAGUUGCAGGAAGAGGACCUGGGCACAGCUGAGUUUGGGGUGACGCCAUUCAGUGACCUCACAGAGGAGGAGUUUGGUCAGGUCUAUGGGCACGAGAAGUCUCCUGGAAGAGCUCCCAAUGUGAGCAGAAAGGCAGGACCUGAGGGAUGGUGGGAGUCAAGGCCUUCCAGUUGUGAUUGGCGGAAGGCGACCAAUGUCAUCAAACCUGUCAGAGAACAGAACAGUUGCCGAUGCUGCUGGGCCAUUGCAGCAGCGGGGAACAUCGAGGCCCUGUGGACCAUCAAGAGCCGGCAGUCAGUGGAACUCUCUGUGCAGGAACUCAUCGACUGUGGCCGAUGUGGCAACGGCUGCAAUGGUGGCUUUGUCUGGGAGGCAUAUUUAACUGUCCUUAACCGAAGCGGCCUGGCCAGAGAGAAGGAGUACCCGUUCCAGGGGAACUUCAAGGCCGAAAGGUGCCAGGCCACGUACAAGAAAGUGGCCUGGAUCCAAGACUUCUUCAUGCUGCCGGAGAAUGAACAGAAAAUCGCCCAGCACCUGGCUACCGAGGGCCCCAUCACCGUGACCAUCAACAUGAAGCUACUGCAGCAAUACCAGAAGGGUGUGAUCAAGGCCACACUUGAAAGCUGUGACCCCAAUCAUGUGGACCACACUGUCCAGCUGGUGGGCUUUGGGAAGGACAAGCUAGAGGCGAGGAUGUCGGCGGAGGCACCCCAGAAUGGCACCCAGGCAGGUCGCCCUCGCAGCAUCUCCUACUGGAUCCUGAAGAACUCCUGGGGGUCCAGGUGGGGCGAGAAGGGCUAUUUCCGGAUGCACCGAGGGAGCAACACAUGUGGCAUCACCAAGUACCCAUUCACAGCCCGUGUAGACAGACCGUCUAAGAAGCGGCCUGUCUCCUGCCCGCCGUGA